AUGGAGACACAGUCGAACAGGCCUCACCGGGCCCCGAAGGAGAAGAAGAAACCGCAGAGAGGCGAGAAAAAUGUCAAGGCCUUUGCGGUCGCCAAUCCUGGCCGACUUGCAAAGCAGGCCGUGCGGACCAGCGACAUCAAAGAGAAGAGACUGCAUGUGCCUCAGGUCGACCGACUCCCUGAAGAAGCACCUCCCAUUGUCGUCGCCGUGGUCGGCCCUCCUGGUGUUGGGAAAACAACACUCAUCAAGAGUCUCAUCAAACGAUACACCAAACAGACACUAUCACAUCCCACUGGGCCCCUUACGGUCGUGACCUCGAAACGACGUCGCCUAACCUUCUUCGAAUGUCCCUCCGACUCCCUCGCCGCUAUGAUCGACGUUGCAAAAAUCGCCGAUAUUGUGCUGCUCAUGAUUGAUGGGAACUAUGGAUUUGAGAUGGAGACGAUGGAAUUCCUGAAUGCACUCAGUGUGUCCGGUAUGCCGGGAAACGUCUUCGGCAUUCUCACACACCUGGACCUGUUCAAGAAGCAGAGUACACUACGCAUGGCCAAAAAGAGGUUAAAACACAGGUUCUGGUCCGAGCUGUAUCAAGGUGCAAAACUGUUCUACCUCUCCGGCGUGAUCAAUGGCAGAUACCCGGACCGUGAGGUGCAUAACUUGUCACGCUUCCUUUCCGUCAUGAAGAACCCGAGACCCUUGGUCUGGAGGAACAGCCAUCCUUAUUGCCUGGCAGACCGUUUCCUUGACGUUACGCCCCCAACCGAGAUCGAAAAGAAUGAAAAGUGUGAUAGACAGGUCGCCUUGUACGGAUAUCUUCGAGGCACCAAUUUCCCGGCGGAACAAGCGAGAGUCCACGUUCCUGGAGUCGGAGACUUGACCGUGAAGGAGAUCGAGUCCUUGCCCGAUCCAUGUCCUACGCCGUUUAUCGACCAAGCCAUCGCCAAAGCCACCGGAAAGUCUAAGCGGCGGAAAUUGGAGGAGAAGCAAAAGGUGUUGUUUGCCCCCAUGUCCGACGUCGGCGGAGUCCUGGUCGACAAGGAUGCCGUCUAUAUCGAAGUCAAGACCAACACUUUCGAUCGUGAGGCGGGCGACGCGGAGGAGCGUGGUCUUGGAGAACAGCUCGUCAUGAAUCUACAAAGUGAACGCAGGUUGCUGGGAGAGGUUGAUGAUGGGGUCCGGCUCUUCCAGGGUGGUCGUCAACUCACCGGAGUAGACAACGCCGAGGAAGAUAUGGGCCGUACUGUCAAGCGAGGCAUCCGCUCCUUCCAUUCGAAUGGCGAUUUUGCCAAGCGUCUAGAGGAGGAGGAGGAUGAAGGAUUCGUCAGCGGAGAGACCGAUUCCGAAGGUGAGGAGGGAGAAGACGAGAUCACUGAAGCUCCGGAGCAUACCGGUCGAUCCGGUGUUGCAGAGGAGGAAGACAUCGACGCUCAGGAAGCCGACGGCGAUUUGGCUUUUGCUGACAGUGAUUCGGAUUUGGGAUCCAUUUCUGGUGAAGAAAAUGGUGAAGAUGAUCUAUCCGCGGACGAGGAUGAUGACGACAUCGACGACGAUGAUGAAGAAGAAGACGACGGCGCGCUGCGCUGGAAAGAGAACCUCGCCGAGAACGCCAAGAAGCUGCAUGCUAACAAAGUGGCUUAUCGUGCGGCGGACCUGUCCCGGUUUAUGUACGAUCUAUCCCUAGCACCGUCGCAAGUCAUUGCGAAGUGGCGAGGUGACGACUCUGGUCAGGGCAACGGCAACAAAGAAGAGGCAGAGAACGAGGACGGGGACGAGGAUACCUUCUUCAAGCGAGCCAAGACCGAGCAAGAAGCAGAUCUCGAGGACCGACAGACUCCUGUCUACGACUACAAUCGUCUGGCUGAGAAGUGGGAGGACGACGAAUACGUCCAGACUAUUAUGUCUCGCUUCACCAGAGCCUCUUUCGCAAGUGGGGCGAAUGCAGACACAGAUGAAGAAGACGACGAUGAAGAAGUAAGCGACCGGGAUGAUUCAGACGAAGGAGAUGGAGAUUUCGAAGAUCUUGAAGCCGCAGCGCCUGAGAAAGCGGACGCACAGCCGGAACUGACCCUUGAUGAGGAGCGAGCAAGGAAUGCCAAGCGGAAAGAAGAGUUAAGACUGCGGUUCGAGGAAGAAGAUCGGGAAGGAUUUGCUAAUGCGAAGAGCGAGAUCAAGUCUACAGAGCAGGAAUUCGGCGAAGACGACUGGUAUGACGCUCAGAAGGCUAUGCUUCAAAAGCAGCUCGACAUCAACCGGGCAGAAUUUGACAGUCUGGAUCCGGUGUCACGAGCCCGUGCAGAAGGAUUCAAAGCAGGCACAUAUGCCAGGAUUGUGUUGGACAAGGUCCCCUACGAAUUCGUGCGAUCGUUCAAUCCAAAAAUGCCUGUCAUUAUUGGUGGUCUGGCUCCGACAGAGGAUCGCUUUGGAUUUGUCCAGGUCCGGAUCAAGCGACAUCGAUGGCACAAAAAGAUCCUCAAAACGAACGACCCUUUGAUUUUCUCUCUGGGUUGGCGACGGUUCCAAACGAUGCCGUUGUACUCGAUAUCCGACUCGCGCACCCGCAACCGGAUGUUGAAAUACACUCCGGAACACAUGCAUUGCUUUGGGACGUUCUAUGGGCCACUCGUGGCUCCCAACACCGGAUUUUGCUGUGUACAAUCCUUUUCCAACGCCAAUCCUGGAUUUCGAAUCGCCGCUACAGGAGUGGUAAUCAACGUGGACGAGACGACCGAAAUUGUCAAGAAGCUCAAAUUGACUGGACAUCCUUACAAGAUCUUCCGCAACACCGCGUUUAUUCGGGACAUGUUCAGCUCAGCAAUCGAGGUGGCCAAAUUCGAAGGUGCCAGCAUACGAACAGUGUCUGGAAUUCGCGGGCAGAUCAAGCGGGCCUUGAGCAAACCUGAAGGACACUUCCGUGCAACAUUCGAGGACAAGAUCCUCAUGUCCGACAUUGUCUUCCUGCGGGCCUGGUACCCUGUCAAACCGCAUCGCUUUUACAAUCCUGUGACCAAUCUGCUGGAUGCGCCACCGAGCGGUACAGGGGAGGCCACGGACGGUGAAAUACAACGGGUUGAUGAUGGUUCGGGUGGUUGGCAGGCCAUGCGUCUGACUGGUGCUGUCCGAGCUGCCAUGGGCAUACCUACCCCGCUGGCCAAAGAUUCAGCAUACACCAAGAUUGAACGGCCUACGCGACAUUUCAACCCGCUCAAAGUUCCUCGAGCUCUUGCGGCGGAACUCCCGUUUAAAUCACAGAUUACCCAGCAGAAAGCGCGGAAAGCCCCGACCUAUCUUCAGAAACGCGCAGUUGUGCUAGGCGGCGAGGAGAAGAAGGCUCGAGACUUGAUGCAGAAGCUACAAACGCUGAGGAACGAGAAAGCGGAGAAGCGGGCGAAGAAACAGGAGGAAAGGCGUGCUGUAUACCGGAAAAAGGUGGCCGAGAAUCUUGAGAAGAAACAAGAGCGGGAGAAGAGGGAGCGGGAUGAGUACUGGAGACGAGAAGGACGGAAACGCAAGACUGCAGAGGACGGCGGCGGCGGAGGUAAGCGCUCGAAACGAUGA
This is a messenger RNA of Capronia coronata CBS 617.96, 3555 nucleotides long. RefSeq lists its product as uncharacterized. The record is from RefSeq and is a predicted model, not a curated record. Lineage: Eukaryota; Fungi; Ascomycota; Eurotiomycetes; Chaetothyriales; Herpotrichiellaceae. Gene Ontology annotation, cellular component: 90S preribosome; nucleus. The transcript has a single exon. The coding region runs from base 1 to 3555 and encodes 1184 amino acids. Gene Ontology annotation, biological process: endonucleolytic cleavage of tricistronic rRNA transcript (SSU-rRNA, 5.8S rRNA, LSU-rRNA); ribosome biogenesis; maturation of SSU-rRNA from tricistronic rRNA transcript (SSU-rRNA, 5.8S rRNA, LSU-rRNA). Gene Ontology annotation, molecular function: U3 snoRNA binding; GTPase activity; GTP binding.